CGUGACGCACAUGAGAGACGCAUGGACGCUCACUGACGUAAAAGCGGUGCUGCAUGUGGCAGAAGGAUCAGACCGUCAUUAAACUCUCUAGUUUACGCAUAUAUCACUAUAUUAAUAUUUAUUCCGUUGUAAUCCCAGGCUGACUGCGUGAACGCUCCGCAGUCAUGGUGAAGGAGCAGUUCAGAGAGACGGAUGUGGCCAAAAAGAUAAGUCACAUCUGUUUUGGCAUGAAGUCAGCAGAGCAGAUGAGACAACAGGCUCAUAUUCAGGUGGUCAGCAAGAACCUGUACAGCCAGGACACCAGCCACACACCGCUGCAGUACGGAGUCCUGGACCACCGCAUGGGGACCAGCGAGAAGGACAGACCGUGUGAGACCUGCGGGAAGAGCCUGGCCGACUGUCUCGGUCACUACGGCUAUCUGGACCUGGAGCUGCCCUGCUUUCAUGUCGGAUACUUCAAAGCCAUUAUUGGGAUCCUGCAGAUGAUCUGUAAGACGUGUUCUCACAUCCUUCUCAGCAAAGAGGAAAAGCUUCAGUUUCUGGAUUUCUUGCGUAGACCUGGGUCUAUAUAG
Molecule: messenger RNA, 572 nt
Organism: Sinocyclocheilus grahami
Lineage: Eukaryota; Metazoa; Chordata; Actinopteri; Cypriniformes; Cyprinidae
Product: DNA-directed RNA polymerase III subunit RPC1-like
Exons: 4
Coding region: 165-572 (135 amino acids)
Biological process (GO): DNA-templated transcription
Molecular function (GO): DNA binding; DNA-directed RNA polymerase activity
Source: RefSeq, a predicted model, not a curated record